Molecule: messenger RNA, 1399 nt
Organism: Micropterus salmoides (largemouth bass)
Lineage: Eukaryota; Metazoa; Chordata; Actinopteri; Centrarchiformes; Centrarchidae
Gene: scpp1
Product: secretory calcium-binding phosphoprotein 1
Exons: 9
Coding region: 302-1165 (287 amino acids)
Biological process (GO): ossification; cell adhesion
Source: RefSeq, a predicted model, not a curated record
AUCAUUAUCGUGCCAAUGUGUGUUUGUUUUGAGCUCGCUUUCCCGAACAAAUACACCUUGGCGUGUCGACACAGUAAAGGGACAUCCGGAAGGAAGUGAUGCAAUCAAUUCAAUUAAGCUUACUUAUAUACAGUUGAGUUUCCUACAGAAUAUCCACACAUCCUGCUUUCACCGCCUCAACCGGCAGCUUCCACACGCGGAUCAGAAUACACACUGGGCUCUCCGGUUUGCUGCUACACACACUGAAUAAGGACCACUGAGAAAAUUCUCACACUAGCUCUGAAUCUAACGGAUAAAAAGAAUGAAGUUUACCAUAAUCACAUUUUGCCUGAUUGGAGCAGUUUUUGCCAACCCAAUUUCAUUCAAUGCAGUUUUGGAAUCAAGUGAGCUUGACCCAAACUCGACUGAAAGUGUGUCUGUCUCACAAUCAUCUGAAAAUGACACUUCAGAGCUUCAGAGCUCUGAAGAAAAUACAUCAAGUCAAAGUCAGAGUUCAGAGUCAGAAUCAGAGUCGUUAGAAUCCACAUCAGAGGACAAGACUUCAGAGGAGGGUAACAGUCAAUCAGAUGAGGAUGACGGGACAGACUCUAUGGCUGAAACCAGAGAUAAUAGCAUGGGCAGUGAGGAGAAUGUUCGAAAGAGUUGGGUUCGAGUGUUUUCAAGUGUCAUCAAAGUCCUGAGCGCAGAGGACAACAGCAGCACAGAGGUUGAGGGUCAGUCGGACCACUUGACUGAGAAACAGGCCAAUCGUACCUCCACCAGCGCCACUUUCAGACAGAGGACCAACACCGCUAAGGGUCACACAAACCUACCACUGGUGGAGAAUCCCAGCGACAGCAGUGACACCACCAGUGACAGCGCAGACAGCAGUGACGUUACUAGUAUAACAGCUGUCACCACUUCCAGCAGUGAGAGCACCAGCAGUGAAAGCAAUGAGACCAGUGAGGACAGUGACAGCAGCGACGCCAGCAAGAGCUCAGAGGAGAGUAAUGCCACUGACAGCUCCGAGCUUCAACAAAUCAAAACCCAGGACUGUGUGAAUGGAACGCAGAGCUGUGAAAGUGAGGAGCACUUCUUCCAGGAUAUAGGCGACGAUGCUCAUUACUCAGUGGACAAUCUUAUGAUGCCAGAUGAGGCUGAAAGGGAGUUAAGUCUACGGAGAUGAUGGCAUGCACUUGUUAAGCUAUAUGUUCCCCACUAUGAACUACAAUACCAUUACAUAUCCUGUAUUGAAGACUUCAGGAUAACAAAUUUGCUCUUGCCCAUCGCUUCUGAAUGUUCAUUUUGGCAUUAUAAUGUUACCUGCAGCUGAGUGAGCUUUGUGUGUAUGAUAUUGUGAUGAAGAUGUAUCCUAAGCAUGUAGUUGUUUUAAUGAUAAUAAACAAAUAAUAUAACCAUG